This is a messenger RNA of Paramecium pentaurelia, 1152 nucleotides long. The record is from the annotation of a GenBank genome assembly. NCBI's taxonomy places the organism in Eukaryota, Ciliophora, Oligohymenophorea, Peniculida, Parameciidae.
AUGGUACUCUCAAAUGAUGGGACAUUUGAACUAACUUUUGUUGAUCCUUUUCGGUAAUGUAAAGGAAAACCUUUGGAAUACAAACACAUAAUGACACCUGAAGGGAUCUGUGUCAUAGGUGAAGUGGAUUAACACUUCAUUCUAAAUGUAGAAUGCAAAGACAAAGGAGUCUAUGGUAUAAGAGUAAUAGUGGAUGGAUAUACAUUACCAGGAAAAAAGACUUUCAAGAGUAAGUGUAAAAUACAAGGCUUUACUAAUUCUGAAGGCAAUAUUAAUUGCUUCAAAUUCUAAAGGCCAAAGUCAGACCCAGAAUCUACUAAUGUUUUCAAGAGGAAUGUAUAUAGACCACCAUGGGAUUUGAAUUAGAAUGACUAUCGUGACUAUCCAGGUGGUGCUGGUGAAAUAAUAGUCAAGAUCUAUGAAACAAAAUAGGAAGAGAAUACAUAAAGUGGUGGUGGUGGUGGAGGAGGACCAAGAGGAGGAGGUGCAAGAAAAUCUCAGGAUCCUAUGUUUAUAGAAGUGACUAAGAAUGAAAACAAAUAAGCUCAAGAUUAAUGUUUGGGCAUUUCAUAAGGAAAUGUCAUUGAAUUACCUCCUAGAUAAGCUUUUGAUGAUUCCAGACCUCCAAAACCAUUUAAGGAUGUAAUUGUUUAUGAGCACAUUGUUUAAUCUUUCAGAGUUAUUUAUUUUGAUGCUGCAAGUUUAGUUGAGAAGGGAUAUGUUAAAUUGAAUUGUCAUAAUCAUAUUACUUAUUUGACUGAAGAAUUCUUUCAAGGAAAUGAAGCUGCUUUGAUUUAAGUGUUGUAAACUCUUAUUGAGAGUGGACAAAAGGAUAAGGAAGAGUAGGAUAUUCAAUAGACAGCGAAUAUACUAGUAGAAAGAUUGGAUUAUUUCUUUUCGGGAGAACUAUUGAAUAUUUUUUAGAACAAGGAAAAUCAAGAAUAAAUGUAAUUAGAUCCUGGUUAAAGGGCUUAGUAUUUGGAAAGUGAACUAAUUAAAUUUAUGGAAGGUUGGCCUGAUUUCUUUUUGAAUUUAGGAAUGGGAGCAUUUGGAAUAAAAACAAAAUAUGAAUAGAAAAUAUAUAUUGAUAGGAUUUAAGAGAAAGUAAUCAAUAACCAAAUAAAAAAUGGAAAUGAAAUAUAAUAAUAAUGA